Schistosoma margrebowiei is the source of this 3793-nucleotide messenger RNA. NCBI's taxonomy places the organism in Eukaryota, Metazoa, Platyhelminthes, Trematoda, Strigeidida, Schistosomatidae. The record is from the annotation of a GenBank genome assembly.
AAAGAUAGCGAGGUGAUUGUUGCCUAUAAGUGCUUGGUUUGAGCAGCUUUCAUGUCACCGUCAUACGCAUCAGUGUUUGAUAAAUGCAAAAGAAAGAGGCCGAUGGCUUCACGGUCAUCCUAUACAAGAGACGAUGGUUUUCGCUGCUGAUAUUUUGUCUGUGUUCAUUUGGAAAUGCUUAUCAGUGGAUUCAUUUGAAUAUAAUAUCUGAUAUAGUUUUGUUUUUUUGGGAUGCUUCCAUUCCAGGGUCAUCUGUAGAUACCAAGACAAUAUCUGUAGAUUGGUUGUCAAUGAUUUAUAUGCUCACUUAUAUUCCAUUGAUAUUUCCUUCUAAUUGGAUACUGAAUAGAUGGGGCCUGCGUGUAACUCUGCUAGUUGCUUCAGCUUUGAAUGCAGUCGGUGGUUGUAUUAAAUGUAUAGCGGGUGCAGUUACGUAUGAAACAACGUUUGGACAAACUAAUAAAUCUAUUCCAUUCAGUAAUAAACUUGGUUUUCCAAUACUUAUGGCUGGACAAACUAUUUGUGGAAUAGCUCAAUCCGGUAUAUUGGGUAUACCAGCCCACUUAGCAGCAGUUUGGUUUGGAGUGAAUGAAGUCUCAACGGCUACUGCACUUGGUGUAUUUGGGAAUCAACUUGGUGUUGCAUUUGGUUUUCUAGUACCACCACUUAUAUUACCAUCGAUACCGUAUAGUUCAAAUGGAACUAAUCAAAUUGAUCCAACAACAAAUAUGAAUGAAUUAUUUAAUAAAAUGAAACAUUAUAUGAUGAUUAUGCUGUAUUUUAGUGCUGCUUUAAAUAUUCUUCCAUUUAUAUUUGUAUUGUUUGGUUUUCGUGCAAAACCUAAAACUGAACCAAGUUUAGCACAAUAUAAACGUAGUGGUUCAUCGGUUAUUCAUAAAUUACAUAUAAAUGAUCAAUUAUCCAUUGAUAAUAAACCUUCAAAUGGAAUUCAUUCAAUAGUCAAUAAUAAUAGUCUACACGAAAAGAAAAACAAUAUUGAUAAAGAAUUCUAUACAAAAUCAUUAGACGUUGAUCAACAAUAUCCAACGCUUAGCCCAAAUGAACAUUCAUUAUCAUCAACAAAACAGAAUACCCUAAAUAAGAAUGAUUCAAUAAUGAAUAAUUUUAUUAUAAAUAUUGAUGAUAAAAAUGAUAUCAGUAGUAUAGAUAAUUAUUCAUAUCAAUCAUUACAAAAUAAUCCUAGAAAUGAAACUAUUUCAAUGGCAUUAAAACGUUUAUUUAAAAAUACUCCAUUCAUUCUACUGUUUAUUAGUUAUGGUAUACUUACUGGUGUCUACUAUGCUGUUGGUACAUUAUUAAAUAGUAUUUUACUAGGAUAUUUCACAAAUUCUAAUCUAUCUGGUUGGGCUGGUUUCACAAUGAUUAUUGCCGGUAUAUUUGGAUCAGUAAUAACUGGUGUAAUUUUAGAUAAAACAAAAAAAUUUAAAUUAAUCACAUGCAUUAUAUAUAUACUUAGUUUAUUGUUUAUGGGAAUCUUUACUGGAAUAUUAUAUCUUCGUUCAAUGCCAAUAGUCUUUAUCAUUAUGUUCUGUUUAGGUUUCUUUAUGACCGGUUAUUUAAGUAUUGGUUUUGAAUUAGCCGCUGAAUUAACUUAUCCAGAAAGUGAAGGUUUAUCUUCUGGUCUGUUGAAUACAUCAGCACAGAUAUUUGGCCUUAUACUGAUUCAUGUUGCAACACCAUUGAGAACAAAUUAUGGAGUUUUGCCUGGAAAUUUAUUUCUUACAGGACUAACACUAAUUGGAACAAUUUUGACAGUAUUAAUUAAAGAGAAUCUUUAUCGUCAACAAGCACAUGAACGUGUAAGUUCAUUGAAUUAUGUUUUUUCUCUAUGUAAUUACUUAUUAUGAUUCGUUUAUUUUAUCAAUAUUCUUCAUGUCUAGUUUAAAUAUUACUGAUUAUUAAAAUAUACUUGAAUUCAUAAUUUGAUCUAAAUUAGACCAUCAUUAAAAACUUGAGAGUAUUGAACGGUCGUUUCGUCCUAGUAUGAUUAGUAGGUGUAGACUACCUGAUUGGGAUCCACAAGAUGACAGUAAUCGAUUAUUAGAUACCUUGAAUGACAUGGCUGAAAAUCGUUUGCAAUGGCGCAGGUGCAUCCACACUUUGUGUUCUCCCGAAUUCUAAUCUGUUGAAUUAUCCAUGUCGCUUUUUUAUCUCUUUUCAAAUUUAUUUCAAUGGAUUAUACUCCUUGAAUAAUAUCUUCAAACCAUAAUCUUUCCGAUCACUGCUUAUACUCUUACCACCUCUACCACUACGGAAUUUGAAUCGACAACUGCAUUUCUGUGCUAAUGUGGUGUGGCAACUCGAACUGAUGUACGUACGUACGAAGUUCUACGUUGUUACUGACUGACUGAUCUAGUAUGGAACUCUUCAAUAGUACGCAUCCACAAUCCUUGGGUUCGAAUUCCGUAAGCUAUGAUCUAACUUAGUUUGACUCAUGAAUUCAACUAUCAAAAUUACUACAAUCUACACAAAUCCCAUUCUGAUAAUAAAAUAUGCAUCUCAUUUAGGUUAGCAAUCAACAGUUAGAUAAUAAUUUCAAUAGUUGAGAUCAUGAGUCAAUUGAAGCUAGAACACCAUGGAAAACCUGGAAGCAUUGAACGGCCGUUUUGUCCUAUUAUGGGACUCCUCAGCAUUACGCAUCGACGAUCUCGCCUCGUGAGAUUUGAACCCAAGACUUAACAGUUUUACGCGCGAGCGCUUAAUUACUAAACCACUGAGCCAGCAUCCAACGGUGUUAAUAUCUAACUUCAACUAAUCCACGAAAUCGAGCGAUAAUGAUAAUCAUUCAGAAAUUUCAUUAGAACUCUUGCAGCUUGUGUUAGUUGUGGAGUAGAUGAUAUGUCCAUUUGUUAACAAACGGUGUCAAUGUACAGCUUAGCAGUCAUCUUUGUAUUUCUCAGUGGUUAUGAAGUAUGAUCGAUCAAAGUGGAAUAUAUAUGUAAGCGCCAAGUUCCUGAUCAUAGUUUUCUUCACGGUGGUACUUUGAUAUGGUGGAACAACCGGGUGAGUAUCAUGAAACCAUGGGAUAGUGAAUGCAUAUUGACUGAGAUGGUUGGGACACGUAUAACGUAUACCCAACCAAAACCUACUUCGGCGCUUUAUGUUAACUAGUGUAAAAGUACAAUGUGAGAAAAUUAGGAGCGGUUAAAUCAAGGAGUUGUAUCAAUACAUGAAGUUAUUAACUGUUGGUAGAUGUAGAUUAACUGGUUGGUGUUGGAGUGGUAACCAUAAUCCGUGGUCGGAGUAAUUGCGUAACAUGAUACAGAAUCAGUCUCCCCGUUACGAAUGAAUUCACUCUAUACAUAUCUUUCUCUAUAAAUUCAGUCCUGGUAUUCUGUCAUACAUACUAUUUUCAUUAUGUCUUCUUGAAUCCUAUUCUAAAUAUUUAAUCAUUCUCACUAUUAUUGUAACAUUUGUUUCUAUAAAUGCAAACCUUCACAGAAACAUUAUGUGAGAUAGUUAUACAAUAAACUUAUUGGCUGUUUCAUCAUAAUAAAAGGACUCUUAAACGAUAAGUAUAUUGAUGCAAUUCAGGCUUCAUUUGUUGGAUGCUAAGUUAGUAGUUUCGAAGGUUAAGGGAUGGAAGGAAUUCCCCGAGUGAUUAUCAUUUAAACAUUAAAACAUUCUUCACAAAACUUCAUUUAAUCUAUGAAUAUUCCUACUUGAUAAGGUUGACAGAUAAAUCGCCAAAAUGUAAAUAGAAAUCCUUUUCAUCUUGUUAUAUUCGUUAGUAUUUAAGCUGCGACUUUAAAAAAAAGAAUUACACAAGUUG